CCUGUGCGCGCUUUCGUUCCAAAGGGGGCUGUCUGUCUUUGAUGGGAUCCAGCUGUUGGCCAAGUGCUCCGGGGGCCCGUUUAUUUGCAUUGCUAAACAAUCCGUGGAGUGGGCCGAGUACGGAGAAAUACAGCAAGUUUUCUCUUUUUUAUAUAGUAAGACCCUCCUCUUACUAUUGGUCAAUGUUCUCACACGUUCUUGCCAUCGGUCGACAGGGCGGCCGCGUCGGGUGACCAAAGCCAAGUGUCUCGACAUUCAAGUGAAGGCGCGUACGCGGAGGGGGCGUUUGGGCACUUCGUUUUGCGCUUUGGGUCCUGCGAGCCCGUAAAGGUCGUAAAACCACAAAAAUCAAAACUUUCUAUUUCGAGGAAUUUACGGGUUGGCGGUGUGACGUUCUUUCCAAGGGAACCACAAGGAUCCACAUAAACAUGUCAUUUGAACUACGUGGCUUGAGUUGGUCGACCAACAAAAGAAUGUUGUCAGUUUUAAUAUGUAUCAUAUGCUGCAUUCACUCUGGGAAAAGUCAGACUUGCACAGAUGGAUUUACUUAUGACCGCCGUGCCAGACAGUGUAUCGACAUUGAUGAGUGCCGGACACUGCCAGACCCGUGUCGGGGUGACAUGCAGUGCGUAAAUCAGAACGGUGGAUACCUGUGCAUCCCCCGCGGACUCUACUCCCAAUCUUAUGCCCGGAACAGUGCCCGCUCCUACCCUGAGACUUCCUAUCCUGAAGAGUCCUACCCUGACAGAUCGUUGGGAUACUCUGAAUCAUUCGUUCCUAACGUUCCUCCUGCCGGAGCAGGUACUGGUCCAGGCCCCGGUCCGAGCUAUCCAAUAGUGAGCCGGUCCACUCCCUGCAUCCUCGGAUAUACACUUGGUGCCGGUGGCACUUGUGUUGAUGUCGAUGAAUGUGAGGCAGAGUCACACCAGUGUAAUCCAACUCAGGUGUGUAUAAAUACAGCCGGUGGAUAUACCUGCUCAUGUACUGAGGGCUACUGGCUGGUGGGUGGACAGUGCCAAGAUAUUGAUGAGUGUCGCUAUGGUUACUGCCAGCAGCUGUGCGCUAACGUCCCUGGCUCAUAUUCCUGCUCCUGUAGCCCUGGAUUCCUCCUUAAUACAGAUAGCAGGACAUGCCAAGAUGUGGACGAGUGUGAGACAACCCCAUGCUCUCACGGCUGUUUGAACACGUACGGCUCAUUCAUGUGCACCUGUGACGAGGGCUUCGAGCUCGCCUCUGAUGGAACCACCUGCAAUGAUCUGGACGAGUGCAGUUUCUCAGACUUCCUUUGUCAACACACAUGUGUGAACACACCAGGAUCGUUCUCCUGCGUGUGUCCGCCUGGAUAUUACGUGUAUGAAGAUGGAAGGAGCUGUGAAGACCUCAAUGAAUGUGAGUCUGGUAACAACACCUGUACAGCAGCACAAGUGUGUUUCAAUUUCCAGGGAGGUUACACAUGUCUGGACCCUCUUAGAUGCGAUCCACCUUACAUAGAGCUCAGUGACAAUCAGUGCAUGUGUUCUGCGGAGAAUCCCGCGUGUCGGGAAAGACCUUUUACUGUCCUGUACAGGCAUAUGGAUUUGUCUUCUGGCCGCAGUGUUCCUGCCGAUAUAUUUCAAAUGCAGGCCACCACACGUUACCCUGGAGCAUUUUACAUCUUUCAGAUCAAGUCUGGCAAUGAGGGGCGAGAGUUUUACAUGCGGCAAACCAGUAAUAUCAGUGCAACUUUGGUUCUGGCCCGGCCCAUUAAAGGACCGAAGACUAUCGUUCUAGACCUAGAGAUGGUUACCGUUAACAACGUCAUCAACUUCCGUGGCAGUUCAAUCAUCCGCCUCACAAUAUUUGUGUCCGAACAUCCAUUCUGAGGCUUUACAAAUGAACCUCUGACCUCUCACCUCUUCAUGGCCCCAUACCUCUAUCUUGGACUUCCUGUUACUGCACUACCCGUCAGGCAGCUGCAUAUCUUCAUUUUGUUUGUUCUCUGGAUCUGGACUCUGAUAUUUCAUAAUUCAGGUUUUUGAUUAGGCUGCCUGGCUGUCAUUGUCAUCUGCAGUCACACGCAUGUACCCGUACACAGAAGAAUAUUUAUGUUGUGUUUUUUUUUCUUGUUUGUCUUACAUUUCCCAUUGUGCUUUUUCUUGCCACAAUCGCAAAU
This is a messenger RNA of Labeo rohita (rohu), 2152 nucleotides long. It is a transcript of the gene fbln5, whose product is annotated as fibulin 5. Gene Ontology annotation, molecular function: calcium ion binding. The coding region runs from base 429 to 1862 and encodes 477 amino acids. Lineage: Eukaryota; Metazoa; Chordata; Actinopteri; Cypriniformes; Cyprinidae. The record is from RefSeq and is a predicted model, not a curated record. The transcript has 11 exons.